UCUGAUUGGACAAUCCUGCCAGAACAUGGAUGAAUAACUCCGCUUUGUUGACAUUGGAAACGUCAUCCAGACUCCAGGGCCUAAUCCCUUUGACCAUCGUUUUUCUGACAGCGGGUUGUUGCCGGAUGCAGUGAUUUAUUUAUCAAAAAGACGCUGAGACUGUCGCUUUUAGCGCUAGGCAUGAAGUUGUGAAUAAUCCAGAAGUUUACAGAGGACUUUAUCUGAAGAAAUAUAGUCUCCGCACACCCCAUCAUCAGCUUAAAGCCUCGAAAUGGUGGAUAAAUAUAACUACUACAAGAACAAGCUGGACCCUAUGAAGUAUAGGGCUGGCAGACAGAGCAUGGGGACCAGCCUUACUGGAGUCGGAUAUCUCUGGGCCUUUUUAUCCAUGAUAUCCAUGGGGUUAUCCGCCACAGGAUUCUACUUGCCAUUUUGGCUACAAGGAACAAUGCCUGGAGUAGAGAAUAACAGAACUUCAAUUCUGGUAACGUUCGGACCAUUUCGGAGGUGUACAUAUCCCAGGAUAGACCCUGACACGCAAGCUUUGCAGAUUAUAGAGGAGUGUGGACGAUACACGACUUUCACAGAUAUUCCCAGUUUUUCGUGGCAACUUGUGACCAUACUCGUAGGAACUGGAUGUGCUCUGUCAAUGCUUGUUGCAUUUACUGCCAUGUUUUCCUGUUGUGUACGGGAUGUAAUAUCACAAACUUUAGCUCGAGUUGGAGGAGGCCUCCAGUUAAUAGCAGGUUUACUCAUUGGAGGCGGCUGUGUAUUAUACCCGAAUGGCUGGAACAGCUGGGAGGUACAGCAGGCGUGUGGGGGGCUAUCAGCAGCAUAUCAAAUAGGCACAUGUUCAUUCUCAUGGGCAUAUUACCUCACAAUAGCAGGUGCUGCCACCUCUAUCCUCUGUACUUGUCUAUCCUGUCAUGCCAGUAAAGAAAAAUAUUAUGGCAGUUAUGGAAUGUGACAGGUUUGAAACUGUCUCACCUAUCGCAGUGAAGCUCUGGAAUUUGACAGAAUGUCUAAAAGUGUAUCAACUGUAGCAAUGAAGAUAUGGAAUGUGAAAGAAUUCAACUCAAAUAGAAAAAUGUGUGACAGUAAUGGAGUGUGACAGAGUUAGAAUUGCAUCUCACCUAUCGCAUUUUGGAUUGAACUCUCUCAGUGCAACCAAGAACAUCAUAAUGUCACAGGUGUUCUUCAAGGUAUUUCAUAACUGUCUACAGGAGAGAUGUGAUUCUUCAUACAGUUGACACACACCACGUAACAAAAUGGAGAUUUUACCACAAAAGAUUAUUAUUACAUAGUUGAUAAGAAUGUAUAAUGCAGUGCUCAUAUAGGAACAUGAGAUCGAGUUAUUACUGAAGCAGUUAUGGAAUUUGAAAGUUGGUUUACAGGCUGUUCAUCAAAGCCAUCACUUGAAGAUGUAAUAUUUAUAAAGAAAACUUGGCAGAAAAGAAUAGAUUGCUACUUGAGGAGGAAGCAUUUUUGUCUCACAUUGCACAAUGAACAUCAACUUUUGUAAGAAAGGGGCCAUAGCAAUAGUCUGAAGGUUCAAUAGUCCGAAGGUUCAUCGGUCCGAAUGUUCGGACCGAUGAACCUUUGAUUAUAAAACUGAUGAAAAUGUAACCAUUUUUCGGACCAGUGAAACUUCGGACUAUCAAGACUCUCCCAUAAGAAGCGUUAUAAUAAGGAUAAUGGAAAUCUUCCAUGCAUCUGUGUGGAGCGUUGAUGCUACGCACGGGCUACCAUGUUCCUGCACAUUCCUCCAGUUUCCGGUUUUCGUCAAGUUACAGACUUCCUACCUUUUGGUUUUACAUCAGCCAAUUUUUUACACUGAUUUUGUUUUGGGGAAAAAAGAUUACAGAGUGCCACAUUUAGUACAAUGGAAGUUAUAUUACAUAAACACAGUGGGUAUGUUCUGAUGGAAAUUGAUUUGUUAUGCACAAUGAUGAAAAUUUAAAGACCCUCUAUAAAUUAGCUGUCAAACUGACAUUGAACAGAGGAAGCAAACUCGAUGGUUUUAGCUGUAACGUGGAUGAUAAAUUAUGUUUUUAUAUGAAAGAUGGCAAUUUGGAAGUUUCGAUGUUGUUGUGGUCACAUUGUUUAUGCUUCUACCUUGAAUGAAAGUAGAAAUGUUUAGAAAUGUUAAUGUCAACACAUCUUUCAGAUUUUUCUUGAUAUCCACUUCUUGUUGAGACGUUACCUCAUCUUCAUCUGAAUGUUUAUUUGCCUUCUAAUAUUGUCAUAAUCAAAUGCAGAACUUACAUGAUACUAAGAUUUACAUUAAUUUAAAAAAGGAGUUCUUGUAAUGCUUUUAUUUGAUAUUUUAUAUAUUUUUGAUAUCCCAGUGGA
Lingula anatina is the source of this 2352-nucleotide messenger RNA. Its product is annotated as LHFPL tetraspan subfamily member 6 protein. Lineage: Eukaryota; Metazoa; Brachiopoda; Lingulata; Lingulida; Lingulidae. The record is from RefSeq and is a predicted model, not a curated record. Gene Ontology annotation, cellular component: membrane.